AUGGAUGUUACAAAAACAAAUUUUCUUGCUCUCCAUAUAUGUAUUAACAAUGAAGGUAGAAAAAAAAACAUACAAUGCCUGCCUAAUAAUUGCAAAAGGAAGAACAUCAACAAUCAACCCUCUUUCCCAUAUUUUUUUAUAGAACCUUGGGUGCAAAUAACGCGCAACCUCUGUAUUGGAGCAAAGCCUAAUGAAUAUGGAAUCUUUCAAUUGCCAAGAGAUGGAGUAAUCACUAGUUUGAAGUUACAAAAUGUAAAUGGAACCGGUGUUACAUGCCUUCCAAGUGCACCAUUAACAUUAUGGGGCUGUGAUUCGAUUGAUUAUUACAACAAAGACAAUAUUGGUGUUGUGGUUACAGACAGCCAAAACACAAUACUAUACCCGUCUAUGAAAAGGCAUGUUAACAAUGGCUUCUUUUCUAUUCCUGGGUAUAAUGCCUAUUCACCUUACGUGGUAUUUAACUCAACGAACUACACUGCAUAUGAAGGGCAGGAGUUAAGAUUGCAUUAUGGUGAAACAUUAUUUCCUGUACCGAGUAACGACAACUCUGAUUUCAUCUGCGUUGAUAUCUUUGCAAUAAUAUUCGAUUUGUAAACGAAGAUGUUCAUUGUUGGACACUCCUUGUGUCAAUGACAGCAUGUCUAUUUUGUUGAUGAUAAAUGUUUUAUUGUGACUGUUGCAUGGUUAUUUGGUUAUUUACACAGGAACAAUAACUGUGAAGAAGGACGUUUUCGCGAUUUCGUCAUUCUUGGUUUAAACUGCUAAAGUUGAGUCCCACACGAGUGUGAGGAUGAAAUAAUACUUUUGUUGUAUAUAACCUUCAUUCGCAUUGUUUAAAUUUUGCGUAUUAAUUGGUAACCAACUCUUUGAAUUGGUUUUAAACUGUUCUAUCGUUUUGGCAUUUUUUGGUAUCUUCGCACCAUGAUUCAAUUAUUUAUUUUAUGUCGCUAUGUUGGAUCUGAAAUUCUAGUUUUUGCUUAAUCCCCAUAAAGUAAUAAAAUAAUGACUUCUUUGAAACCCAUUAAUUAAUUAUCAGACAUUUUUAUUUGUACCUAACCAGUGCCGUAACUGCUUCCUACUAAAAAAAGAAAGAAAGAAAGAAAGAGGAAAAGAAAGAGAGAAAGAAAGAUGGAAAGGAAGGAAGGGAAUAACAGUAAAAAAGAGACACAGAGAGAAAGCCAGAGAGACAGAGAGAAAUGAAAAACAGGGCAUUUUCCGCCCACUUAGUUUUGUAAAAUUUUAAAAUUUUGCACUC
Hydractinia symbiolongicarpus is the source of this 1255-nucleotide messenger RNA. RefSeq lists its product as uncharacterized. The record is from RefSeq and is a predicted model, not a curated record. Bases 1 to 594 code for a protein of 197 amino acids. Lineage: Eukaryota; Metazoa; Cnidaria; Hydrozoa; Anthoathecata; Hydractiniidae. The transcript is spliced from 2 exons.